Molecule: messenger RNA, 2076 nt
Organism: Symbiodinium natans
Lineage: Eukaryota; Dinophyceae; Suessiales; Symbiodiniaceae
Source: the annotation of a GenBank genome assembly
AUGGCCCUAGGGGCCCUAGCGCAGUCUCCCGCACACUCGGAGUGUUUCCGCUGUAGCUUGCGCCGAUCCUGCAAACCAAGCCGUGCAGGCUUGGGCCACGAUCGUUCUUGGACUUGGCAGACCCUGUGGGCAUUGCGGCUGUCUGUUGGCUUUCGUGGUGCCGUGGCUUGCGCUGCCAGCAGUCGCGCAGCCAGGUUCUGCUCAAGGAUGGCAAGUCCAGCAGCUUUCCGCUUUGAUACAAGCAAGCGACCCGUCUUCGUCGUUGGCAACGAAGCUGCUGAUGUAGACUCCCUGGUGUCAGCGUAUGUCACAGCCCAGCUCCUGGAGAGUCCAGAGGUGCAGGGCAUCGCGUUGGCGCAGAUUCCACGGGAAGAGUUCCGAUUGCGAGGGGAUGCUCUGGCACUUUUCAAGGAGGCAGGCAGCCCUGUGCGAGAAGAUGGAAGCCCGGAACGUCUUCAUUUCUGGGAUGAAAUGGAUUGGCCUGCUGUGGAUGCACUUGCCAGCCGAUCUAUUGUUCUCACAGACCACAACAAGAUGACGUCGCAAGUGGCCAGCCAUUUUGACGGACGAGUAGAGUGGGUAAUGGACCAUCAUGCUGGAGGGAUCCAGUAUCCAGAUGCACGCAAUGACAUCGAUGAGGGCCUGGGUUCGUGCUGUUCCCUGGUGGCAGAGCAGUUCCUGCAGAGGAGCUCCGAGAAGUCAGAGCUGGGCAUUCUGCUGGCGGGCGUGAUCCUUCUUGACUGUCGAAACUUUGAUGAGAAGGAAAAGAAAGGUACAGAUAGAGAUCGAGCAGUUAUGGACAAACUCCACGGCCUGGUUCCAGCCAAGGGGACCAAGACCUGGUAUAAAGAGCUCAUGAACGCGAGGAAAGAUGUUUCUCAUUUAUCCGUCCGCGACUUGAUGCUGCUAGACACGAAGGUGGCAUCCUUGCGGGGGCUGAAUGUGGCCUUCGCAAGCAUGUUUGGUACACUUCUGGAGAUCUGUGCGAAAGCUGGCCGAUCUUCCGGAGUCGUAGAAGCAGCUCAAGGUUUGGCAAGAGACCGUGGCUACCAGGCGAUGAUCCUGCUCUUCAGCAAGGACAGCGCAUCCGGCAAGAAGGCUCUGGCGCUUAUUCCGGUUGAGGAAUGCGUCGAAGCGCAAGAGCUCUGUAGCGCCAUUGUGAGCAAAAUGCUGGGCAGUCCAGGUGAGAUUGUUGCGCACGGUCCUUUUGUGGCAAUGCUGUUGUCAGGCAACCUACCAGACAACUUGCGGCAGAACCCUCUUUAUGAGACGCAGGGGCUUUUGGAAUCAGGUUUCCAGCUUGAGCUUCUGGAGGACGCCUUCGGACGCCUUCUGUUCGCCACCAUUGCAUCCAUAUCAGCAACAAGUGCAGUGUCUGGAAGCCACUUGAACCCAGCUGUUUCGCUGGCAUUUGGUUUGUCCAGGAAGAUGUACUGGGGUCGCGUUUGGACGUAUAUAUUUCUUCAGAUUGCUGCCGGCGUGGCAGCUUGUGGCACAGUGCGCGUGAUCAUGCAGAAGGAGCUUCCGGCAGUUGAGCCCAAGUCCUACUACAACUUUCUGGAUGCUGGCCUCGUUGAGGGUAUCUACAGCGCCAUGUAUUGCUUCGUGGCUCUCAAUUGCAUUGCGUCCCUAGAGAACAAUCCCAGAGGUUUCAGGAAUCAGUUCUUCGCCCUUGCAAUUGGCCUGGUCCUGAUUGCUGGUCGCGGCCUUGCUGGGCUCCUGAAUCCUGCCAUCACCGUGGGCUUCUGCAUCUUUGGCGGCGAAGGCUUCACGCUCCUUUCGGAGCUUUGGCGCGCAGACACGCAGAUAAUCGCAGAUACGUGCUGGCGCCCGUGCUGGCACCUGGAGCCAGCGAAGAUUGCUUCAGGCCAUCACGCUGGGCGUUCGCUGCUUCUGGCUGCGGCACAGGCUAGCAUGAUUCUGAUUCUGUGCUCAUCUGUCCUCACGAGCUCUUUGGUCUCUGCAGUGCUCCUGAAGUUCCAGACGUGCACCCGAAUUGGAGCCGCAGGUGCGGUGGCAGCCGCGGUCCUUUUCUUCUUGGUUCGACCAGAGGAGACAUGUGCGGACCAAGGGUGA